AUGGUGCAGCUGCCGGGGACUUCUUCUGCGUCUUUGGAAAUUUGGUUAAGUCGAUUUGAUGGCACUGCAGCAAAAUGGAAAAGGCAGCAGCAAACAAUUCCUUUGCCCCCAGGGGCUGGCCAGUUUGUUUUGGCAGACUUCGAUGCAGACGGGACGCUGGAUAUCUUGGUGCCGUCUUGUGAGAAGAACGAAGAGGGCGUCUGCAUAAAGAAUGACUCUCUUGUUUUAUUGCCGAACAGCCAGCCGCCGCUGUGCGGGUCUUUCUGGUGGACUUCGCGAAGUGUCGAAAAGUGCCGAAGACCUUUUGAACUCUGCGACCCCAACAAAGACUUCCGACUCGCCAGCUAUGGCGAGCAAAAUGCAACAGUCUCCUUUUUGGAUUUGGACUCUUCAAUUCAUUUUUACGGAGACAGUUUAAAACCCCCGACUCUCACAGUUGGAGAUGUUGACGGAGACGGAUUUCCAGAUGUGGCUCUUGUGGCAGUUAAAGAAGGGGGAAUUAGAGCUGCUCGAAUUUACCGAAAUGUGGCUGAAGGCCCGAAAACAGGCCCAGGAAACCCUGGAAGACGGCGGUUUGAACUCGCGGCGGAGUUUGUGGGGACAAUUGAAGGAAAAACUCUUUUGUGUAAUCGCGUGGCUUUUUUCGACUUUAGAGAGAAGGGCGCGUUGGACUUGGUGUGCCAGGGGCAGCCGCAGCAGCCGCAGCAGCCGCAGCAGCAACAGCAGCAGCAGCAGCAGCAGCAGCAGCAGCAGGGGGGUAGCCCUUUUGACACGCUGCGGACGUUUCUGCGGCCCUCAGACUCUUCUGAUGAUUCUCUUUUCUUCAAAGUGACUUCUUUGAAUGGAGUUUGUCCUUAUUCGUUUUGUUCAAGACCUUCUUUGUCUCCCCUUUCGACCCCCCAGAAUCUUUUGCUGCCAAGCAGCAGCAGCAGCAGCAGCAGCAGCAGCGGCAGCGGCGGGGGUGGCGGCGGCGGCGGCGGAGACGGUGAGGGGGAAGCAGCGCGCAAGCAGCAGCAGCUGGAGCAGCAGCAGCAGCAGCUGCUGCUGCAGCAGCAGCAGCUGCUGCAGCAGCAGCAGCAGCAGCUGACUCUCUCCUCCCCCAUUCAAAUGAUGCCCGACCUGCCGCCGCCAUACGGCGCAGCAGCCAUUGGGGCGGCCUUCAAGCUAACUGUGACGGACCUGAACGGGACGAAAUCGCCUCGCACGGGAGCCCAAAUGCCUCAAAGCGCACAUGCGCCUCUUUCGCUUCCUUUUGAAUUAUUUGGUUUGGGACAAACAAAUAAUUAUGUGGAAGAGUUUUUUGUCGGACUGCCGCUGGCCCAGCUGACUGCGUUUAGCAUGUGGGUUUCUCUAAUUCCCAACUCCCAAGUAAUUGUGAUGCCUUACCCUUUGGAGCAGCCGGGGGGUUGGCAGCUCGAGCUGUCUGUACACCCUUCCCGGAGCUUCGUCAACAUCCUCAUUACGACGGUGAUUUGCCUGCUGCUUGUGGCACUCAUUAUCUUUAUUCUGGACAGACGGGAAAAGGCAGAAGACUCCGAAGAGCAGCGGGGAUUUCGCAGCCACUUUAUUGUGAGUUAA
Molecule: messenger RNA, 1578 nt
Organism: Eimeria tenella
Lineage: Eukaryota; Apicomplexa; Conoidasida; Eucoccidiorida; Eimeriidae
Exons: 12
Coding region: 1-1578 (525 amino acids)
Cellular component (GO): plasma membrane
Source: RefSeq, a predicted model, not a curated record